Messenger RNA from Staurois parvus, 1605 nucleotides. The record is from the annotation of a GenBank genome assembly. Lineage: Eukaryota; Metazoa; Chordata; Amphibia; Anura; Ranidae.
AUGACUAGAGAAGAUCCUCCAGAUUGUGCCCCGGAGGAGCAACAGCAUCCCCUGGAUUUCCAGAGCCCCAUCCUAGAGAAGAGGAAACGACCCAUGGUUCACCAUUCUGCCCCGGCCCCUCUUCCAAAGGAUUAUGCAUUCACGUUCUUUGACCCCAAUGAUCCAGCAUGUCAGGAAAUCUUGUUUGACACUCAAACGACCGUCCCUGAACUGUUUGCCAUCAUCCGGCAAUGGGUCCCACAAGUCCAGCACAAGAUUGAUGUGAUCGGCAGUGAGAUUUUGAAGAGGGGAUGUCAUGUGAAUGACAGGGAUGGACUAACAGACAUGACACUGUUGCACUACGCAUGUAAAGCUGGAGCCCAUGGAGUGGGAGACCCAGCAGCUGCUGUUCGACUAACCAAUCAGCUUCUUCAGCUGGGGGCCGACGUAACUCUGCGCAGCCGAUGGACUAACAUGAAUGCCCUACAUUACGCUGCCUACUUCGAUGUCCCCGAACUUCUACGCAUCCUCCUAAAAGCAUCAAAACCUAAAGUGCUGAAUUCCACUUGCAGUGAUUUUAACCAUGGUACUGCUUUGCACAUCGCUGCCUCUAAUCUUUGCCUGGGAGCUGUCAAGUGUCUGCUGGAACAUGGCGCCAACCCAGCCGUCAGGAACAGCAAGGGCCAAGUUCCCGCAGAUGUGGUUCCUGACCCCAUGGAUAUGGGCCUAGACAAAGCUGAAUCUGCCAUGAUUGCCAAGGAGCUGAAGCAGUUGCUGUUGGACGCGGUGCCCUUAACUUGUAACCUUCCCAAGGUCACACUACCCAACUAUGACAACAUCCCUGGUAACCUGAUGCUGGCGUCUUUAGGACUGAAGUUGGGUGACAGAGUACUGCUGGAUGCAGAGAAGGCUGGCACAUUGCGCUUUUGUGGCACCACUGAGUUUGCCAGUGGCCAGUGGGUGGGAGUUGAGCUGGACGAACCAGAGGGAAAGAAUGAUGGCAGUGUGGGGGGCAUUCGCUAUUUUAUCUGUCCCCCAAAACAUGGACUAUUUUCUUCUGUGUCUAAGAUCAGUAAAGCCCCUGAGCAACCUCCAUCCUCUGUCACUUCCACACCAAAGACCCCUCGUAUGGACUUUUCCAGGGUCACAGGCAAGGGAAGGAAGGAGAAAAAAUCAAUGCAGAAGAAGUCUGUCAGUGUGGGCAGUCUAGACAAAGAGGGAUUGAACAUCGACUUGGGGGACCAAGUUCUUGUGGCUGGACAGAAACAGGGAGUGGUGCGCUUCUACGGAAAGACAGAUUUUGCUCCAGGAUACUGGUUUGGAGUCGAGCUGGAAAAGCCUACAGGGAAACAUGAUGGCUCAGUAUUUGGUGUUCGGUAUUUUACCUGCUCCCCAAAACAUGGAGUCUUUGCUCCACCCUCCAGAGUUCAAAGAAUCGGUGGCCCAAAAGAACCACAAGCAGACAAUAAUGGAGUGAAAAAAGUGCAUCAAGUAACUAUGUCACAGCCAAAGCGUAACUUCAACACAGUGCGGACACCGAAAGAGAUUGCAUCAGAAAACUCUAUCUCCAGGUUGCUGUUCUGCUGCUGGUUUCCCUGGCUGCUACGUGCCGAGAUGCAAUCCUAA